Varroa destructor (honeybee mite) is the source of this 3078-nucleotide messenger RNA. RefSeq names its product putative RNA polymerase II subunit B1 CTD phosphatase Rpap2. Gene Ontology annotation, molecular function: RNA polymerase II CTD heptapeptide repeat phosphatase activity; RNA polymerase core enzyme binding. Lineage: Eukaryota; Metazoa; Arthropoda; Arachnida; Mesostigmata; Varroidae. The record is from RefSeq and is a predicted model, not a curated record. Gene Ontology annotation, cellular component: cytoplasm; nucleus.
GCGUUUGGAGUCUGCAGAUUCUUCGGUCAUUACUAAAAUCAGUUGGUUAUGCCGGCAUUUUCACAGAACAAUAUGUACGGAAACCAAAUUAAAAAACGGAACUGAGACCUAAAACAGAGCCAGCUUGCAACAACUGCGUAAUUAAUCAUCUCAUUAAAUUAGCUACCAUCAAAAACAUCAAGAGUGGCGGCACUACGUAACCCGUCCAUGUGGAUUAUAGCUUAACAAAAAUCACAAUGGCAUCUGCGGAGAAGGCGGCCCAAAAUGCCGCAGCAUCACGUGCUGAACAACUUCGACGCAAGAUCGAGAAAAAAAGGAAACUUGAAAAGGAUUCACUCCGCGCUGUAGAGGCUUUGCUUGAAAGAGAUAUUUCCGAAGCUUACUUUGUUGAACAAUGUCGAAUGUUAUGGCAACAAGGCUAUCAAGAUUGCACUGAAGAGCGGGCACUCGGCCUCCUUUGUGGGUACCCACUAUGCGACAACCCGGUAUCGCCACCAAGCAAAAAAUGUCCUCAGUACAAAAUCUGCAUACGUACGAAUAAGGUUUUCAAAAUGGAAAGCCGGCGGUUGUUUUGCAGUGCAUGGUGCUAUAAGGCUUCCGAAUGGAUCAAACGCCAACUGAGCGAGGUUCCCCAUUGGCUGAUAGAAGAGCCAUAUAACAAGCCACUUGACAUACUUAAAAAUGAGAACUUACAAAUAAGGGGGGACAUCAAAAAUGAACAAACAGACAGUUACAUCGCGAAAGCAAAUCUUCAUAUUCGUGCUGCCGGACAUGAACUCGACGUUAAUCCAGACUGUGUAAUCUCAUCGCCGAGGAGGGUUACCUUUGAGGAGUUUGAGCUCGAUAAAUGUGUGGACACCCUAGAAAACGUGGCCAUCGAAAAGAAACGUUCCCAUGCCCUGUCAUGGCCGCAAGCCUCAAUAAUACAACCCGUAAUGAGACUGCGAGAGAAUUCUGUUAGCCCAAAACCUCCGUCACAAGCAGCCUGCGAACAUCAACUGAUCAUGGGCGCAAGCAGAUUGGAAGCUCUCCUUUGCGAGUGGAUUACCAUCUCUACACUACACUACAUAGUAGGCCAAGAUCGAUUUCUCGAGCUGCGUGCGAAAUUUGACAAAGGCAAAAGCAAGCCUAUUUCCAUUGAGCAUGAAGAGUACUUACUGAAGUAUGAGAGGCUCUGUCGUUUUCUCGACGAGCAAGACAGGCUCGAAGGCAUAACAUACGAUGACGGAGACUACAGUAAUACAACAAAAAAAUCUGUAAAGGCGAUUCAAAGGAAACCUCGACGAGGGCCUUCGAAGAAGGCUAUAGAAUUGCCAGAUAGCAGUCCCAUUAUCACCGGAGACAGAACUACUGUCUCAGCCACUGUUGUCGGAGCCACCAAUCCAACGGUAGCAUCAACAAUCGACAACGAAAAUGCAAAAACUACCGUUUCUACAGAUAUAGCGGAACCCGUGCUCCCCCCGGUAGAUAAACAUCAGCGCCACGCUGCUCGGAAGCAGAUUCUGUUUGCUCGCUUAAGACCCAUUGCAGACAGGCUUGCCACUCAUUUGCCAGUGCCACCACUGCAGAUGUCACAAGCUCUUUCGGAGCUCAUCGACACAUUUAACUUGACAAAGGAUAAUUGCAUGGUACAAUCUAAAGAGGCACUAGUUGUAUUCUUAGUUAUGUUGAUGCUCAUCGAUCGGCGUUCCGGGGGUGAAGGCACAGUGCCAAAAGCUGUCAAAGAACUCCUAACAGUGGCGCUAAAUGAGAUCAACCUGUCCUGGGGUGACCUAAAAGUGGCACUAAGUAGAGCCACCGAUCCUGAAAGGUUAUUCAAUUGAAAAUGAAGUUGUAGUCGAACUUACAGAUACGUCACUUUACCUGGAGAUCCCAAUGAAUCAUUUUUGCACUAGAAAGGAGGACUCUAUCCUAUAGGGCGUGGAUAGGAGGCGGCUAUUGCAAUUAGGUAGGUUAGCUAACGAAUCGAAUAAAUUAGAUAAAACUAUAGAAAGCUUUGCAAACUAAAUGAUUGCUUUUUCGAGAAUUUUCUUUGGAGCAUCUAUUUAACAAUUUAAUACAAAUCAAAGUAUGUAUUGUGCUGCGUAGUAUCUGUUGAACACAUUGUGAUAGUACAUACAAUGUAUGUGCGGUAAAUCUUUAAUGUAAAUGUAAAAAAACUUCAAUGUAAAAAAAAACUGCUUAUGUGAACUUGUUGCUUUCAGAUCAAAUAAAUAGCGUGUUGCAGUCAAUAACCCUAUACUCCGGUUUUCGUAGAUUCUAAUUCAGUGAGUACUUAUUUUAGUUACUCGAAUCGGAUAAGUGUGGCACUAACAAACAAGUAUAACGAAUUCUGCUAUCGGAAAACACUGAAACAACCGUCAUCUAAAAACGUACACAGUCGAAAACUACAUACGAUAUCGAAACUCUAUGUAAACAGAUAAAGUUAAUUUUUAUUGAAAGUUAGGACUACAUCCCCAUGGUAUGAGCCCUUCUUAACUAUACAUCAAGCCUACACUAGUAAACUAGUAUUAUAGUUCCCGAUAUGCUCUUUCUGGAAACACCGUUCCCAAAUUCAAUGUUACACAUCGCAAACAAGCUAACGUAAGACGUAGUGAACUUUAAUACAUUAGCUCAACAUUAAUACAACACUAAUACAAUAUUUAGGCAAUUCAACAAAAUGUACUACGUAAACUAAGGUUUAAUUUAAAAGCAUCCGCGCGUCAGUUUCUAUGCCAACAAAUAACAAGGACACCACAACAAAAAAGCUUUUAAACUGUUGAUGUAAUGUGAAUGCCUACUUGCAAUUUCAUGACAUACAUAUUUAAAAAUGUACAUGAUGCUCCUGUUUGAACUAAGCGGACUCUCAAUUUAAAGAAACAUGGUAGCGUAUACGAAACGUAUACCAGUUACGUGGGCGCCUUCUAUGUACCAUAUAUAGACUGUAUAGGAAAGUGCGUAUGUUUAAAGAAAGAGGAACGUUAAUAACUGCGCCUAGGCCAGGCAGCAAGAAUCGCCUCCGACUCAGAACCAUAUAAAGAUUAGCAUGAAGUUAUAUAGUAUAAAGGUGUUCAUACUAUCACAGUACUGUACGCUUCC